GCUCACAUGCUUUAGAGCAAAGACUUUAUAUGAUGGCUACAAUUGAGCUUAUAUAGAAUUUUAAUAUUUCAUAUUUAUUUGCGAAGUGGCAGCAAAAUGUCAUCAUGUGUUGGUAAUAACGUGUUGCGGUAAUGAAAAUUGUUACUUUUUUAAAGAAAAAAACUAGCUAGGCCAUGGAUUUGCUAAAGCUAGUCAACAGCUAGUACAAGAUGCACUUUUAAAUAAAUAAAUAAUGUGCAAAUUUCUUUUUUUCUUUUUUUUUGGUAAAGUACUGCCGUACUGAUGUAAAUGGUAAUGACGCUGAAUAAAUAUACUCUAUGAUCAGGAGGAAUACAUGAUUAAAUUACUCACAUUUCCAGACAUUAAAAUAUCGAUCUUCUCUCAUGGCUGGCAUGUGCUUCCUUGCAAGUCUUUGUUUCCAUGGUUACAACAUAAACAAGUGUUACCUUCAAAUGAUUCCCUACAGAAACCGUACACUGCUGCGGUAAUGACGAUAAUGCCGGGGACAGUCAUAUAUUGCUCAAAAAUAUGCAUAGGUUGUACAAAUAUGAAAAAAAAAUACAUUUUGUUUCUUUUUAAGUUAUUAUAAAACUCAUAUUGUGAUGUUUAUAAUGAAUUAAUCACUUUUUAGCAUUUUAUUAGAGCAGAGAAGUUUUAAAGUCUGGGUUGGGGACAAGGCCAAAGUAGCAAAAUAUUGAUGUUUAAAUCAUCAUAAAAAAUGAAAAUCAUAAUUAUUUUGGUAUGUAAUUUUUUUUAGUGAUGCAAUGAAUGAUCUUUUUAAUACCUAAAAUAUUUGUUUUGUAAUAAAGUAUUUUUAAUACAAAUUUAUAACUUAGGGACGUAAAAGUUCCCCUAAUUGAAGAAUCACCCCUAAACAUUUGUGCUGUUUUUCCAUCCUCCUUAGCAAGUGCUGAGUAGAUUUCUACAGUGGAUUUCGAUUUCGUUAGUUAACACCAUCACUACACAUUCAAAAAACAGUUCAUUUUAAUUUUGUACUGUUUGUAAUAAAAGCAUUUUAGCGGCUCUGGUACGUUUUGAAAGUAGCCCCCCAAAAAAUCGCCACUCCAUUUCAAAACAAACACAAUUUUGCGUGGAAAACGCGAACCUGGCAACUCUGUGUGCUACUGUUCAGUCACGGUGCCAACCUGUAGCUCUUAAAUUUUUUGAUUGACGUGUCUUAAACCAAUGGGAAUAGCGGAAUAGGGAGUGGGCGGGACUUAUUCUUCUGUCUAGGCUUGAAGCGGAGCAGCGCGUCUCCUCACUGUUCAUCCCAUCAUCAUGAGCUCCAAGUGCCCACGCUGCCACAAACCCGUCUACUUCGCGGAGAAGGCGAGCUCUCUGGGGAAGAACUGGCAUCGUUUCUGUCUGAAAUGUGAACGCUGUAACAAGAUUCUCUCGCCCGGCGGCCACGCUGAGCACGAUGGAUUGCCGUACUGUCAUAAACCCUGCUACGGAACCCUGUUUGGACCAAAAGGUGUGAAUAUCGGAGGGGCGGGGUCCUAUAUAUAUGACACGCCCCCUUCAACUCCGGUCAACAAAUCAUCUGACGGAUCCCCAGACGUCUCACCGACAACGCCGUGGUCCCACGCCCUCAUCGAACAUCAUCAACCCAAAGUACCAGCUCCACCGACGCGGAUGUUUGCCGGCGAGGCAUCUCGGUGUCCUGGCUGUGGAACAGCCGUCUACUUCGCGGAGAAAGUGACGUCACUGGGUCGUAACUGGCACAGACCGUGCCUGCGCUGCGAGAGGUGCAAGAAGACGCUGACAUCUGGUGGCCAUGCUGAGCAUGAUGGUCGACCCUAUUGCCACGUGCCCUGCUACGGCUACCUGUUUGGUCCGAAAGGUGUGAACAUCGGUGAGGUGGGCUGUUACGUCUAUCAUCACGAGAAGUCUGAGAACGAGAUCAUCAAUUAACAUAGAAUGAAUUAAACCGCAAACAGGAAGCAGUUUUAUCUGUCAUACUCUAAACAAAGAUGGUUUGUACUGUAUGUAUUGCCAAUAUGUUAUUACUAUUUAUAAUCGUCACAUAAUAAACAGUAUAUACAUGAACAUGCACGUUACUGAAACACACAAAAACACUUUAAUGAUGAAACACACUAAAUGAGCUUGUUCCUUCCCUCCUGUCUUUAUUUUAGCUUAUUUAUUUAAUUGUUGUAUAAGUACCGAGCUGGAAUUCACCAAGCUAAAUGUUUUAUAUGGUUAAUAUGUACACUAAUAAAACGUUCUGUACAUCUGUA
Trichomycterus rosablanca is the source of this 2237-nucleotide messenger RNA. It is a transcript of the gene crip3, whose product is annotated as cysteine-rich protein 3. The transcript has 7 exons. Bases 1279 to 1914 code for a protein of 211 amino acids. The record is from RefSeq and is a predicted model, not a curated record. NCBI's taxonomy places the organism in Eukaryota, Metazoa, Chordata, Actinopteri, Siluriformes, Trichomycteridae.